Molecule: messenger RNA, 1434 nt
Organism: Aspergillus niger
Lineage: Eukaryota; Fungi; Ascomycota; Eurotiomycetes; Eurotiales; Aspergillaceae
Exons: 4
Coding region: 1-1434 (477 amino acids)
Source: RefSeq, a predicted model, not a curated record
AUGACCGAACUCCACACGAACACAAUGUACCCCUCCAUCCAAGCGCAGUUUUUACGUCCAAAAUGGCAAUCAUUCUUGACAACCCGAUUGUUAAGAGCUAAGAAUAUUCCGCAGUAUCUCGAUUCAACUCCAGUCUCCGACUGUUCACGUGAGCUUCUUGAAAGUGAUAAUCCUUCUGAUUUCAUUGCUGGACUUAUCAUUCGAAUAUCACUAUCACCAAAUAUGGACUUAGCAGAAGUCCACGUCGAUAGCAGUCGUGUAACCUUAGCAAGAUUACACAAUGCCAUACGAGGUCGGGCAGGGUUGGAGGUCGAAAGAGAAAUUGUUGCAAUUCUCGGAUACCUUAUUUCUGUUGCUAUUGAGGUGUCGCCGGCUAUAGCUCCGGCAGAGCUGAUGGAGCUAGCUGAGGCCUGCCAACGUGAGGCUUAUAUACCACAGGUGUCAGGCCACCUUGACUUCCUGCGGGCCUAUGCGUUGUGGAGAUGCAGGGGUGAAAGACAUGAGGUAGCAUACAGCUUGCUUCUUCCUUCGUUCAUAUCAACACCUUUUUUCUUGGCAGACAUUUCGAUUCUCGCAACGAUGGCUAUUCCCUCCAUCCAAAGGGACAAUAUACUGCGAAUGUGGCCCAUUGUCCAUUCUAUCUCUUCCAACUUGAAAAUUCUCACUGCGGAUUGGCUUUGGAUGAUAGGACCUAUUUCAUGGGGCAUUCACUCACUCUAUGGACUGUUGUACCAAAUGGACCAACAGGUAUCUUCACCCUAUAUUUCUGCGUACUUAGACAACUUCUGUGCAACAUUCCAGAGAUUUUGCACCGACUUACACGGCAUGGCGUUUGGAGCCUGUACUUCUAUUGAUACCUACUGUGCUGAAGACAAGCAACUGCAGAGUCUAACGUUGGAGACUGCCCGUGUUGUGUGGCCGUCUCUGGAGAUGUUGAGAACUCAUAUUUUUGGUCUCAUAUAUCAUUCCUACCAAGGUCACAGAGAGUGCCGAGCUUUAGGCGAUAGCUUGGCUGAAAGUACCGUGGAUCCUCAACUGUUGCAAAAGUCUGUUCCUAGCAAUGAUUCUGCAGAAACCGAGAACAAAAUCUCUGCAGCGACUAGCUUCAGUCGUGAGGAACUCCGGGUCAUAAUAUCAUAUUGGGUUGACUGGAUUUAUCAUCAGAGGAGUCGGUCAAUAAUAAGAGGGAAGCCGGAGUUCUGGCCACAGAAUGUGCGGUAUAACCGAUCUAGCAAGUUAAGAAAGGCAGAGGCAAAACUCGUGUUCAAUCACUUUCUUCAAACUCAACCUUUAGAAGGUCUGCGAUCGAUUCUGAAUGUUGAAUCAAGCAGAAUAUCAAGUGAUCUCGCCAACAAAUUGGCCGGCUUCAUUGAUUCGCAGGAGUUCAAAAUGCUUGAAUGUCAGCGAAACAUGCCUGGAGAUUCUUGUGUUUGA